UACCAAGAACACAAAUAAAAAUAAGAAUAACAUCAUUUUAUUGUGGCCCAUACCAAAAGAAAUCAAAUAAAAAAUCAAGAAACUUGCCCUUUCCUUCUCUCACAGACCAUUCUAGGGUUCCUAAAAAUCCACACUUACCUUUUUCUCUUUCCCUUUUUGUCGAAUUUCAGCUCUUUUUUCUCUUCAUCAGUUUGAUUUUCCUUUGAAUCUAUCAACAAAUCUCUCACAAUGAUCAUUUCCAAAGAAAAUUUUGAUUAAACAUUAAAUUUUCUUCGCUGCUACCUUACCUCUUCUUUAGUUUCUCUGCCGACACUUAAACUUUCUCUUGGGUGAGAUCUCUCUCUCUUUCUCUCUUUUAUGACUAUGUUAAUCCGUCACUGGCUGGUUUAGGGUUCCAAUCUUUACAGAUCUUGUGGCCGAACCAAAAAAAGUUCAAAGAGGAGAAAUGGUGAGAGGAAAGAUAGAGAUGAAAAAAAUAGAAAACGCGACGAGUAGACAAGUGACUUUCUCAAAAAGAAGAAAUGGUUUGUUGAAGAAAGCUUAUGAGCUCUCCGUACUCUGCGAUGCUCAAGUCUCUCUCAUCGUCUUCUCUCAGAGAGGAAGGCUAUACGAAUUCUCUAGCUCUGACAUGCAGAAUACGAUCGAACGUUACCACACGUACAGAAACGAUCAUGAAACCAGCAACCAGUACUCAGAAAUGUACAUCCAGCAAUUGAAGCAAGAAGCAAGCCACAUGAUCGCAAAGAUUGAACUCCUUGAGUUUCACAAGCGGAAGCUAUUGGGUCAAGAACUUUCUUCUUGUUCUCUACAAGAACUUCAAGAAAUUGAUAGUCAACUUCAAAGAAGUUUGGGCGAGGUUAGAGCAAGAAAGGCCCAGAUGUUCAAGGAGCAGUUGGAGAAGCUAAAAGCAAAGGAAAAACAACUGUUAGAAGAGAAUGUCCAGUUACAUCAAAAGAAUGUUAUAGAUCCAUGGAGAGGGUCGAUUGAUCAACAAAAGAAAUUCAGAGUUAUAGACCUGAAUUUGUAAGUAGCCAGAAAAUAUCGCAAACAACAUUAUAUUGUAUGUUUAUUCAACCAUGCAAACUUUAAAAUUCUUCGUAAAUCAUGAAGAAUGAUUUGUAAUAUUAUCUUAUGAUUGUAGUUCUUAUACAGUUAAUAAGACAAUACUACCUAUAAUCAAAUUUUCUUACUUUAAUUUUUCUUACUGUAGUGAACUCUUUGAUUAAUCAAGGUUUUGUUGUUCUAAAAAGAGAUUUAUCUUUGAAAAUAAAUAAGUUUAUCAUAUUAAUUUUUAAAAAGUAUUUUCUAAUUUUUUUUUUUAUAAUAAAUCUUAAGUUUUUGUAUAAAGUUUACAAUCUUAUUGAUUUCAUGAUGUUCUCAAAAUUGUUUUUGAUAUAAAAAUUGCAAAACAAAUAUUUCCCAACAACAAAAGAUUUAGUCUAUACUAAAUAAAAGAAAUAAUAUGGGGUUUAUGUUAGUAUCCACCUCAACUAAAAAAAACUGUUCUUAAAUAAUAUCAUUUAAUAAUACCAUUUGAUUAUAUAUGUUGGUAUCUGCCUAAGAGGUAUUUGAAAGACUUUUGACAUAAGUUUUUAAAAUUAUUGAGAUUUUUUAUUAAAAUAUUUUAUUUAGAUAAAAAAAGCUUCUAGCUUUCUACCAUAAUUUGCCAUCUCAACCUUCUGAUUUCUGCUUCAUUUUGAACCAAAUAUUGACAAACCAGAUAUUAUAUCAACUACUAUUAUUAAGUUUGGCCUUAUCAGUUGACAAAAAAAAGUUCGGCCUUAUCAAUGGGCUCAAUUUAAACAGGCCGAACGUUGAGUGUUCAAUUCUGCCAUUUUUACAAAAACGACGUUAAUGUGGGAGAAACCGCAAUUAAACCUACUUAAAAGAUUCUACAUCUUGAUUAACUGACGAAUUAAAAAAGGUAGAGAGAAGGUAGAGAGAAGAAAGUAGAUCUAGAUCUGAAAGUUUUUCCAGCUCCGGUGGCUCUCAUAGCACCGGAGCUGUGCCCUCCUUGCUUUGUUUGUUUCUCCUUGUAGUUGUCUUUCCGUUUGUCUUCUAUCAAAGCCGAAUCACGCGACGGUUUCUCUGUAACGGUGGUGACCCUCCUUUGCAGUGUUCCGGUGUGUUUCAGCUCUGUUUAGUCGUCGCUCUAUGGUGGUUUUAGGCUUCUUUCCGAUCUGGUUCAGGUUUGAGGUAGAGGAGGGAGGACUUGUGGAGUGUGUUUUGGAGUCUUCAGAUCUGGUUUGUCUGGUUUUGAGGCUCAUCUUUUGGGAUGUUCUCUUGGUAUGGUGGUUCUCUGGUGUUUGUCGAGAAGUCACUAUUCUCCUCUGUUUCGUCCUAAUGAGAUAGGCCUUUUGGUAGUUUGGCGUUUGUCAUAUCUCUGAUUUCAGCAACGGUGUAAGUGAUGGUGUGUUGGUGGCGUGGUUGAGUGUGGUGAGCAGAACAAGCCUAUUGUUCUUCAGAAGCUUCAGGGUUCUUGUCACUUCUUCAUCUCUCAGUUUUGAAAGAGUCCUUCUCGCGGCAUUUUAAUAAAUGUGCGUUCCAGUUAUUCUUAUGAUUCUCUCAUUUCUUGGUAGCUUCAGGGAAGCAGUAUAAGGAAGAUAGAGCUUUAGGAUUCCCGAUGAAGGUUCGCUGGAGAAGGGGGCUUUAGUAUUAGGUGUUGGUUUCCUCUUGUUUUGAAGUUUCGUGAUAGGUGUUUUGGUUCUGGCUUGGUACUGUGAACUGAGGGUUCAGGUAUGUUUGGUCUGGUGUUGUUGUGUUGGCCAAUGCAUCGCUUAUUCUCUCUUGUGCUUGUUUGGUUCUUGGCAAGAGUGCCGGCAAUUCUAUGAUUGGUCGACUUGCUGCUAUUCACCUUCUUAAGGUUUGUCUACGGAUUUGGAUUUAGAAGUGUAGUUUUAUCUAAGUGAUUGGUCUAGUGUUUCUUUGUGUUGCCUUUUGUUUGGGCUUGAGUCUCCCUUGUAUGGGCUAUGGUUCCGGGGAUGUUAAUCGUUUCCGCCGGCUGUUGGACGUUACUUUGUAUGUUUUUUAUUUCAUCAAUAAAAUUAAGACGAAAAAAAAAAGA
Molecule: messenger RNA, 3064 nt
Organism: Brassica napus (rape)
Lineage: Eukaryota; Viridiplantae; Streptophyta; Magnoliopsida; Brassicales; Brassicaceae
Product: MADS-box protein AGL42-like
Exons: 7
Coding region: 446-1027 (193 amino acids)
Biological process (GO): positive regulation of transcription by RNA polymerase II
Cellular component (GO): nucleus
Molecular function (GO): DNA-binding transcription factor activity, RNA polymerase II-specific; protein dimerization activity; RNA polymerase II cis-regulatory region sequence-specific DNA binding
Source: RefSeq, a predicted model, not a curated record